AUGGAGCAGAAUCAGCUGGACCAAGAUACCUUCUCCUGUUCGAUCUGUCUGGAUCUACUGAAGAAUCCGGUGACUAUUCCCUGUGGACACAGUUACUGUAGGAACUGUAUUAAAACACACUGGGAUGAAGAGGAUCAGAAAGGAAUCCACAGCUGUCCUCAGUGCAGGGAGAUCUUUACAGCAAGGCCCGUUCUGAAGAAAAGCUCCAUGUUAGCAGCUUUAGUGGAGCAGUUGAAGAAGACUGGACUCCAAGCUUCUCCUGCUGAUCACUGCUAUGCUGGACCUGAAGAUGUGGCCUGUGAUUUCUGCACUAGAAGAAAACUGAAAGCCAUCAAGUCCUGUUUAGUCUGUCUGGCCUCUUACUGUGAGAAACAUCUUCAGCCUCAUUAUGAUUCAGCUACAUUUAAGAAACACAAGCUGGUGGAGCCCUCCAAGAACCUCCAGGAGAACAUCUGCUCUCGUCAUGAUGAGAUGAUGAAGAUGUUCUGUCGUACUGAUCAGAAGUGUAUCUGUUAUCUCUGCUCUGUGGAUGAACAUAAAGGCCACGACACAGUCUCAGCUGCAGCAGAAAGGACUGAGAGGCAGAGAGAGCUGGAGGUGAGACGAGAAGAAAUCCAGCAGAGAAUCCAGGACAGAGAGAAAGAUGUGAAGCUGCUUCAACAGGAGGUGGAGGCCAUCAAUCACUCUGCUGAUAAAACAGUGGAGGACAGUGAGAAGAUCUUCACUGAGCUGAUCCGUCUCAUCCAGAAAAGAAGCUCUGAUGUGAAGCAGCAGAUCAGAUCCCAGCAGGAAACUGAAGUGAGUCGAGUCAAAGAGCUUCAGGAGAAGCUGGAGCAGGAGAUCACUGAGCUGAAGAGAAAAGACGCUGAGCUGAAGCAGCUCUCAAACACAGAAGAUCACAACCAGUUUCUCCACAACUACCCCUCACUGUCAGCACUCAGUGAGUCUACACACUCAUCCAGCAUCAAUAUCCGUCCUCUGAGAUACUUUGAGGAUGUGACAGCAGCUGUGUCAGAGCUCAGAGAUAAACUACAGGACAUCCUGAGAGACACAUGGACAAACAUCUCACUGACCCUCACUGAGGUGGAGGUUUUACUGUCAGAACCAGAACCAAAGAGCAGAGCUGGAUUCUUAAAAUAUUCAUGUGAAAUCACACUGGAUCCAAACACAGCAAACACAUGGUUGUUACUAUCAGAGGAGAACAGGAAGGUGACAUGGAUGGGUCGACCUCAGUCUUAUUCUAGUCACCCAAACAGAUUCACUAAUUGGCCUCAGGUUCUGAGUAGAGAGAGUCUGACUGGACGUUGUUACUGGGAGGUGGAGUGGAGAGGGUUAGUUUAUGUAGCAGUCGCAUACAAGAACAUCAGGAGAGCAGGAAGUGGGAAUGAAUGUGGAUUUGGAUGUAAUGACAAAUCUUGGGCUUUACUUUUUGAAAAAAAUGGUAAUUCAUUUUGGUACAACAAUACCAAAACCCGUAUCUCAGGUCCUGGUUCCUCCAGAGUAGGAGUGUACCUGGAUCACAGAGCAGGUCUUCUGUCCUUCUACAGCAUCUCUGAAACCAUGACUCUCCUCCACAGAGUCCAGACCACAUUCACUCAGCCGCUACAUGCUGGAGUUGGUUUUGGUGAUGGAGUUUUCAAUAGUCUCAUUGGAGAUUCUGCAGAGUUCUGUAAACCCAAAUAGACAGACUCAACUGAAGGUUUAGGGAGUUUGAUUCUGAUUUAAUUUAAUUAAUUCAAUUAAUUUAAUUUAAUUUAAUU
This is a messenger RNA of Girardinichthys multiradiatus, 1760 nucleotides long. RefSeq names its product tripartite motif-containing protein 16-like. Gene Ontology annotation, molecular function: zinc ion binding; protein binding. NCBI's taxonomy places the organism in Eukaryota, Metazoa, Chordata, Actinopteri, Cyprinodontiformes, Goodeidae. The transcript has a single exon. The record is from RefSeq and is a predicted model, not a curated record. The coding region runs from base 1 to 1683 and encodes 560 amino acids.